Molecule: messenger RNA, 1024 nt
Organism: Prunus mume (Japanese apricot)
Lineage: Eukaryota; Viridiplantae; Streptophyta; Magnoliopsida; Rosales; Rosaceae
Source: RefSeq, a predicted model, not a curated record
GCAUUUUGAGUUCAAGUGCAAUAUUUUUUUUUUGGGGUAACUCUCUCUCUCUCUCUCUCUGAGUCUGAGGCCCACUUACCAACCAAUCAAACUCACAGAAGAAACACAAACAGAGUUGAAGGGUAGUUGCCAAGUCAAACAUUCAAUCAAAAACCCCAUCGAAAACGAAAACAAGAUGUCACCGUCACACUCCGUCACACCACCAACCUACACCAGCAUACCCAUUUCCGUCUCCGGCUCCGAUGCCAUCACCCGAUCCAUCAAAAACCUCAACGACGCCGUCUCCCGCCGCCGCCACUGGCCCGAGUUCGCCUCCUCACUCGACCGGCCCGACUCGUUCUCCGCCGCGCUGACCCGGAUCCGGACCAACGCCAACCACUUCCGGGUCAAUUACUUGCUCCUGAUCGGCGCCUGUGGGGCGCUCUCGCUCAUCGGAAGCCCGGGAUGGCUUGUGGUGACGGCGGCCGUCGUGGGGCUGUGGCUGGUGAUCUACUUCUUCAGGGAGGACCCACUUGAGGUGUGGGGCCACCACGUCAGCGAUUGGGCCGUGCUGGUGGCUCUGGGAUUGGUAUCUGUUUUGGUUGUUUGGGCCAGCGGUGGAUUUGGGAGUGUCUUAUUGGGCCUUGUAGUUGGGCUUGUGUUGUGUGGGGUCCACGGGCUGCUCCGGAACCCGGAAGGCUUGUUUCUCAACGAGAAUGACGCGGCUUCCCAAGGCUUGAUCGGGCCCACUUCUCCAUCAGGCUGAUAAAUCCUAACUUCAUAUUUUAAUAAUUAUUUUAUUAUUUGGGGUUGAUGAGUUUGUUGCAUUCUGUGGCUUGAAAACAAACGACAAGCAUUUCAUUGUCGUUUUCUUUUUGUUUUGGUUGAAUUUUUUUGGGUGUUUGUGGAUUGUGGUGUGUUGGGUUUUGACUGAUGUUUGACUGAUUUAUUAGGGGUGUAAGAGUGUAACUAAUAAUAGAGUGAAAAAUGAUAGUGUCUUUCUCUUGUAACCAUUGAUUUAUGGGUUUCUAUUAUUUUUCUGAUG